This is a messenger RNA of Phaedon cochleariae (mustard beetle), 2576 nucleotides long. NCBI's taxonomy places the organism in Eukaryota, Metazoa, Arthropoda, Insecta, Coleoptera, Chrysomelidae. The record is from the annotation of a GenBank genome assembly.
AGUACUGUUUCAUUGAUUAUUUAUUUAUUAAUUUAUGUAUCUCUUGGAUCGCACGAAAGAGAAUUGCAGUUAUAUUCAUGAAAUUAAUAGUUUCAUCUUGAUUAAUGAGUGAAUUAAGAUAAAUCGUAAUAUGGUUAUUAUACGUAACCAAAACUUAUAAGCCAUUAAUAAAUACAAUGGGACAUUGAAUAAAUCAAUGACCCAUUGAUUCGACCGCUAUCUCGUGUUUGUUGUGUUCAUACAUCACAGAGUGAAGGUUUUGAGUAUACUCAUGAUCAAAUCUGUUCAACUCGAUAUCGCACUCAUCUGAGCAAUUAUAUCGUUAGAAGGACCUAAGUAUAUAGAAUAGUCGUACUGCUAUACUGGUACUCACUGGUAGUGGAGGUGGAAGAGAACCAUAACAGAACCCAAGUGAGACGGGUUCGGUUCACGGUCAGUCUAUAGUCUCCAGUCUAGAGGAAGAGUGUAUUGUCUGUUUGUUGACUCGAACUACCUGUUGCAUGUGAACGAUCUGAAUGAUAAUUGAAAUGACUGUGAUACCAAUUAAUGCACAAAGUAAUUCUUCAAAAUAAUGAGGCAAAAUAACAUGAUUGCCGGACCAAUAAGAAGAUGUAAAAAAGUGUUUCCAGCAGUAGUAUUUUUUGUAACAAUUGUGAUAAUUAUAAUCUGGAGGAUAGUGCACUUGAACAAAGAGGAUGAACUAAAUCCGAAACAUAUCUUUAGGAAAAACAACCAAGAAGAAUAUUAUGAUAGGCAAGGCAUCAAAGUAGUUGUAGGACAUUAUGUAGGAAAUUCUGUAAAUAAUAUACCAAUCGCAACAUAUGAUAUGAUCAAUACAAACAAGUUCAACCCAAUAUCUAGUGCAGGAAGGAAUGGAUAUCCUGUAGUUAUCGAACCAAAGGAUUUGGUGGAAAUGCAACAACUUUUCCAGAUAAAUAAAUUCAAUUUAUUGGCAAGUGAUAGGAUUCCACUGAAUAGAAGUUUACCUGAUUAUCGGAGAAAAAAAUGUACUAUGCUCUUCAAAGACUACCAGAGCUACCCAAAAACCAGUAUAAUAAUAGUUUUCCACAACGAAGCUUGGUCGACUUUGCUGAGAACUGUAUGGAGUGUUAUAAAUCGAUCUCCACCAGAACUGAUUGAAGAGAUAAUAUUAGUCGAUGAUGCCAGUGAAAGAGAAUUCCUCAAGAAGCCAUUGGAAGACUACGUCCAAACCUUGCCAGUAACAACCCGAAUAAUAAGGAAUGCUGAAAGAACAGGUCUCAUCAAAGCAAAGCUGAAGGGCGCUGCAGCAGCCAAUGGCGAGGUCCUCACGUUUCUAGAUGCCCACUGCGAGUGCACCAUAGGGUGGUUGGAACCUCUUUUAUAUGUGAUAAAGCAUAACAGAAAAGCAGUUGCUUGUCCUGUUAUCGAUAUUAUAAAUGAUGACACGUUUGCUUACGUCAAGAGCUUCGAGUUACAUUGGGGAGCUUUCAAUUGGAAUUUACAGUUCAGAUGGUAUACCCUAGGAGCGAAAGAAAUGAAAUUGCGUAAACAAGACGCAACGCAGCCAUUCAACUCUCCGACCAUGGCUGGUGGUCUUUUUGCCAUGGAUAAAAAAUAUUUCUUCGAUAUUGGUGCUUAUGACGAUAACAUGAAUGUAUGGGGAGGCGAAAAUUUGGAGAUGUCAUUCAGAGUGUGGCAGUGUGGAGGAAAAAUUCAAAUCGCACCAUGUUCCAGAGUUGGGCACAUUUUCAGGAAAUCUUCACCUUAUUCAUUUCCCGGCGGUAUAAGCAAGACACUAUUCUCAAACUUGGCAAGAGUAGCUUUAGUAUGGAUGGAUGAUUGGGCAAACUUUUAUUUCAAAUAUAAUGAGCAGGCAAGGAGUGUGAAAAAUGAACAGAAUGUAACCUCAAGAUUGGAAUUGAAGAGCAAACUGAAAUGCCAGAACUUUGAAUGGUAUUUGGACAAUAUCUGGCCCCAACAUUUCUUUCCGAAAGAAGAUAGAUUCUUUGGUAGAAUACGAAAUGAAGGAGUGGAUCUAUGUUUGUUGAAACCAGACAGAAAAGGAUUGUCGAAUCAGCCGAUGGGCAUUGCAAAAAUCGAUAGGUGUUUAGGGGAUGAUACAGAGAUCGAAAUGUUCGUUAUGACUAAAGACGGAUUCAUCAUGACUGAUGACUCGGUGUGUCUAGAUGCUCCUGAGAAAGUAGGGUUGGGACCGAUGAAGGUUCGAAUAAAUGCAUGCAGUGGAUUCAACAGACAAAAAUGGGAAUAUCAAGAGAAGACAAUGGAAUUGCGUCAUGUUACCAAUCACAAAUGCCUCGAUGUGAGCGAUUCCAAGGAAUUCACAGAAGGACUCAUUAUAACUGAUUGUGAUGGCCGAAAGACCCAAAAAUGGAAAUUGGAAUCAGUACCCUGGAAAUGAAAUUCCAUUCUCGAGGGAAGUUUUCCGCAGACUAUAACACAUUGUCGAAUUUACUCUGCACCGAUAACAUUAUUUAUUUUUCACAAUAAUUAUCACAUCUCUUCAUCACUGUUCACCUGAUUUAUGCAAAAUUGUAUAGUUCCAUUUCCAAAUAAACGAUUUUAUUGAAUAGUUA